UUACACGUGUGGAAACCAGGCAUAGAAGGUUUUUUUUUUUUUUUUUUUUUUUAGUGGCUCCAACGUUUGACAAAAGUCCUUGAAUUACCAAACUUUGCUGUCUCUCUCUCUCUCUCUCUCUGAAAAAACAAAAGCGAAUUGAAGUUAUAGAUUCAAGUGCAUGGUUAUGGAACUAGAGGCAGAGAAAUCCUUGAUUCAGGCAGAGAGUUCUGAUGGGCCAAACUCUAACAGUUCAGAUUUUGUAGCUCAUGUAAGGAAACUACUGUUUCGCCGAAUGUUGGUGGGAAUUAGAGAUGGAAGAUUUUUCUUGGGCACCUUCCACUGCAUGGACAAGCAAGGAAACAUCAUUCUCCAAGAUGCUGUGGAGUACCGUAGCACCCGACGCUCCUCUACUUCUCCAAUGGAACAGCGGUGCCUUGGUCUUAUUCUCAUUCCUUCCUCCUGUCGUUCGUCUUGUCAUGUGGGUUGUUCUAUUGAAGAGCAAUUGUCUCUGCUAAAAUUAUAGAAAUCAAAAACAUUAUGAAUUUCAGAACUUUUCUGCUUGAAUCAAUCUGAUAAAAAAUGUGACAUUCUUCUUGUUUAUGAUUAUUGGAGAUUUGAUUUAAGUUAAUAGGAAAUAUUAUUUACGAUGAAA
Molecule: messenger RNA, 634 nt
Organism: Quercus robur (English oak)
Lineage: Eukaryota; Viridiplantae; Streptophyta; Magnoliopsida; Fagales; Fagaceae
Exons: 2
Coding region: 161-505 (114 amino acids)
Cellular component (GO): NatC complex
Source: RefSeq, a predicted model, not a curated record